Acyrthosiphon pisum (pea aphid) is the source of this 1908-nucleotide messenger RNA. RefSeq lists its product as uncharacterized. The record is from RefSeq and is a predicted model, not a curated record. The transcript is spliced from 3 exons. Lineage: Eukaryota; Metazoa; Arthropoda; Insecta; Hemiptera; Aphididae. The coding region runs from base 1211 to 1624 and encodes 137 amino acids.
AGUUCAUUAGGAUUGAUUAAUCCGCAACACUACGGCCGCCUCGCGCUUUUGUCCGUUAUACUAAUUAUAUCUAAUAGCUAGUACAUGACGUUCAUUACGUACGCAGUAUGCACGUUGGCGAUUGCAUACGGGUACAGACAUUUAGCGACAGCUAUUUAUUUUAUAUUUCUUAUGGUCACGACGCACAGCUGGACAACAGCUUCUGUGUGAGUCUUAAAUGUCUGUGCUACGUCGCGCUGACAAACAUGGCCGGAGGGGACGUUAUUCAGUUGUCACUUGAUCCGUUGCCGAACAUCGAGGUAGUGUUUUCGUCUACGGACGACGGAAAAGGCCGCGAGCACGCGGCAAGGCCAAACUGAAGUCCAAAGGCUUGAAGGAACGGAACCGGUAACGGCCAAACCCAAGCGCAGCCGUUCGGCGUGGAAAAGGACCAAACGUUUCUUUCAAAGAUUGCUGUGUUGCGGCGCUUAGUAAGACCCUAUAUAUUAUAUAAUGAUGUAUCUAUUUUGAUAUGUCAAUAUAUGCCGUGAUCUGAUUCGUUGCUGAUCAAAUUGCUGUGUCCUGUGCCAUAUUAUAUACGACUUAUGCGUCAUGUCAUCGUUCUCAAAAACGCGCACUAAUAAAUAAACUAGAAUGUUAUUUUUUUUACAAUAUCAUACGCUAUUUUAUAUGUAUGCAGUUCGAUCACGUCAAUAUAAAUUUAUAAGAAUACAGAUAUGCUCGAACAUAAUUUUAUAAUAUUAUAUAGAAUAGAAUAUCGUUAUGUACUUUAUGAAACGAAAAAAAAAUUCAAACAUUUGCAUUUUAUAAAAUGAUAUGCGCUUUGAACCUCUAACAAACAAGUUCUAAAGUUCUAAAUUAAUAUGAUACAGUUUUUACCUCUAAAUCGAAGUCAAGUGCGAGUAUUCUUCUAGAAUCCAAAUAGCCUAUCGAAUUCCAUCAGAAAUCCUUUAUUUUCAUCGAUAGUCUAACCGCCACUAAAACCACUGACCGUAUAUUUAUAGUAUGUAAAAACUAUAUAAAAUAAACUAUGUAAUUAACUAUGUAAAAAUGUAAUCAUGUAAAAAUGUAAAGACUAUAUAAAAUGUAACUAAAAAUAUUAUUGCUCAAACAACCUUAUUUAACUGGCUAACAACAAAUAUUAGGAACAUGGCAACCUGAAUUAUUAUUAUAUAAGUAAAUAUCAAUUUAAUUCGUAACAUAAAUAACAAUGGACAUCAACAAAUCUUGUUACGUACAAAUUGAAGAAGAUAUUGUCCAAAUUAAAGAAAACCACAAAAUGUACUCCAGAAUUUUAAAUGUUGUUUUCAUUAUAAUUAUAUUUUUUUUAUUACUCAUACUUAUAAUACAAUUAGAGGAAAUGGGAAAAGCGGAUCCGAUACUGGGAUUGAAAGACGUAAAUAAUACAAGUCUUGAGUCCUCUGCUGCACGAUAUGGGUAUGUGUGGAAAACACUACAAUCGGGUUUUUCGUCAAGCUCCCCAGAUACAAUAAAAAAUACUAUGAGAAAUUCGACGAAUUCCACAAUAUAUAAUAAUAACAACAUAACCAACAAUAUAACCAACAAUAUAACCAAUAUUUACAUCACAUACCAUCUGCCCGCACAAGCGCGGCGCAUUUUAUAAAAUACAAUUUAUUGUGCAUGCACUUGUGUUACGUGAUAUGCGCUUUGAACCUCUAACAAACAAGUUCUAAAGUUCUAAAUUAAUAUGAUACAGUUUUUACCUCUAAAUCGAAGUCAAGUGCGAGUAUUCUUCUAGAAUCGAAAUAGCCUAUCGAAAUCCAUCAGAAAUCCUUUAUUUUCAUCGAUAGUCUAUAACCGCCACUAAAACCACUGACCGUAUAUUUAUAGUAUGUAAAAACUAUAUGAAAUAAACAAUGUAAAAAUGUUAUCAUGUAAAAAUUUAAA